GUUGACAUCAUAACUGUAGGCCAGUCAAAGAAAAAAAAUUUCUUUGUAUGAAUGCUCUCCACUCCCCCUCUCCAUCUCCAUUUCCCCUUAUUCAAUCUGUAAAUGCAAGCAAAGUCUUUAUUUUCCAUUUAUUUUUUAUAUUAUUUUCCAUCUCUCAACAUCUCUCUCUCCUGUUUGGUGACCAACAACCCCUUCUUUCAUCCAAAAAAAAUUAAAAAAAAAAACAAAAAAAAAAAAAAACAAGAAAAACACACCCUUUUGUUUAAUUAUUAAUAAUAUAUACAAGUUCUAAUGUUCUAUAUCCCUUUAAUUGAGUUUGUAUCAUCUCUCUGCAUUUUUUAUGUGUAAAGAACUAAAUAUUAUUUGGCAUUGAACUUGCUUUACACGAGUCUUGUUUUUCCACCAAUUUUCCGAUUUAAACAACUCAAAAAUUCAACUUUAGUUGAGUGUUUUUCCCUCUUUCUACCCCACACCCACCUUCUUGCUAUUGCUUACCCACAUUCUUGAAGCUUGAUAUCAUCAUUGUAUGCAACAUUUUGAUACCCUUUUAAGUCAACUUAUUGUUUCAUAGGUUUUCUUGAAAGUCUUGAAUCAUAAAAAUUGAAUCUUUAAGCAAAUUAGACAAGUUUUUGGUGAUUUUAGAGUUUUCUUGAAAGUCUUGAGCCAUAAAGAUUGAGUCUUUAAGCAAAUUAGACAAGUUUUUUUGGUGGUUUUGGGUGAUUUGAGUUUUUUAGGGUUUGAAGAAAAUAUGUCACAAAUGGAAGCAGAAAAUGGUGAUGGAAAGUCAAAGAUGGAAGAUUAUGAAGUUAUUGAGCAGAUUGGUAGAGGGGCUUUUGGGGCUGCUUUUCUUGUUCUCCAUAAAAUUGAAAAAAAGAAGUAUGUUAUGAAGAAGAUUAGAUUAAACAAGCAAACAGAGAAGUUUAAGAAGACAGCACAUCAAGAGAUGGAUUUGAUUUCUCGACUUAAUCAUCCAUAUGUUGUCGAGUACAAAAAUGCCUGGGUGGAUAAGGCUGGCAUAUGCAUAGUGACAGCUUAUUGUGAAGGGGGUGACAUGGCCGAGCUUAUACGGAAGGCUAGAGGAACGUAUUUUCCAGAGGAGAAAGUUUGCAAAUGGUUAACACAACUAUUAUUGGCAUUGGAUUAUUUGCAUACUAAUCGUGUCCUUCAUAGGGAUUUAAAGUGUUCCAACAUAUUCCUCACAAAGGAGAACGACAUUCGUCUCGGUGACUUUGGGCUCGCGAAACUCCUUAACUCAGAAGACCUUGCUUCCUCGGUUGUCGGCACUCCCAACUAUAUGUGUCCCGAACUCCUUGCAGACAUUCCUUACGGCUAUAAGUCAGAUAUUUGGUCCCUUGGUUGCUGCAUGUUUGAGAUUUGUGCGCAUCAACAACCGUUUCGAGCUCCUGAUAUGUCGGGACUUAUCAACAAGAUAAACCGAUCAACCAUCUCUCCUCUCCCCAUCGUCUAUUCUUCAACAUUAAAACAGAUCAUAAAGACAAUGCUAAGGAAAAGCCCGGAACAUAGACCACCUGCUGCAGAACUUUUAAGGCAUCCGCAUUUACAACCGUACCUCCUUAAAUGUCACAACCCGUCUUCUGUUUUUCUACCCGUUAAGCCCCCAAGUAGCCCGAAUGAUAAAGUCCGUAAAAAACAUUCACCCAUGAAACCAAAUGAUGGAAAACAUAUACAUGAGAGAGAUGUACAAGUAUUAAAGCCGAAAGUACAAGUAACGAAGCAUGAAGAGAACGGUAACAGCGACAUGCCUGUUAGAAGCUUACAUAACAACCCCGUUUUUGCAAUUGUAGAAGAAACGGAGACCAAGAGGGUGGACCCCACGAGUUAUUUUAACGAUAGUGGGGACACAAGUUGUGAGACUACAAUAGUUUCUAAUGGUGAUGGGCCUGAAAAUUCGGAUUCAUUAGUACAAAAGGUCAGCACAAAGUCAAGCUCUAUAGAUCUUUCUAAUGGAGAACAAGAAGCAACAAGUCUUCAACUUUAUGAGAAACCCGACAAGGGUAUUAUUGGAAAUGACAAAAAAGAUGAUCUUUUGGUGACUUUUAGUGAAAAAGUUGAAUCUUUAUAUGAAGAAAACAUGUCGACUCAAAUGGUCAUUUGUGAGGUGGAUACAGAGCAACCAAGAACCGUUGAGCCCAAACCGGUCGAACCCGUUGACCAAGAACCAGACUUGAAGCAACCAGAGAAGGCUGCACCGGUUAACGAGUCAUUGGGAACCCACGCCCCGUCAAGUGAGACCAACGGCAAGACCGAAUGGCUAAACCCGACUCAACAAAGAGCCGAUGCAUUAGAGUCUUUACUUGAGUUAUGUGCACGGUUACUAAAACAAAAUAAACUUGAAGAGCUUGCGGCUGUUUUGAAACCGUUCGGUGAAGAGACGGUUUCGUCUAGAGAAACAGCGAUUUGGUUAACGAAAAGCCUCAUGGGGGCGCAGAAAUCUUGAAUUUAUAACCUUUUUAAAUAGUUUUAUAGAGGUUUAAGUGUGGAAGAAAAAUAGGGUUUAAGUAACUAGUCCUUUGACUUUGACUUGUAUGGGGGUUGACUUUUGUUUAUGUAAAUACAUGACUAGUUGACCACCCCCUACGUCUUGGCACAGAAAGGGCUUUUUGGUGUGUUUGAUUGUUUAUUUUUGUCUAGUAUGGGUGUUGUUUUUUGGAAAGCAAAUAUUAUGUUUAAUGUGAAGUUAUUAUUAUGUGAUUAUUUUACCUAA
Messenger RNA from Helianthus annuus (common sunflower), 2725 nucleotides. RefSeq names its product serine/threonine-protein kinase Nek6. Bases 749 to 2458 code for a protein of 569 amino acids. Gene Ontology annotation, biological process: protein phosphorylation. The record is from RefSeq and is a predicted model, not a curated record. Gene Ontology annotation, molecular function: ATP binding; protein kinase activity. NCBI's taxonomy places the organism in Eukaryota, Viridiplantae, Streptophyta, Magnoliopsida, Asterales, Asteraceae. The transcript is spliced from 15 exons.